Aspergillus fijiensis CBS 313.89 is the source of this 1098-nucleotide messenger RNA. RefSeq lists its product as uncharacterized. The record is from RefSeq and is a predicted model, not a curated record. NCBI's taxonomy places the organism in Eukaryota, Fungi, Ascomycota, Eurotiomycetes, Eurotiales, Aspergillaceae. Bases 97 to 1002 code for a protein of 301 amino acids. The transcript is spliced from 4 exons.
GCGAAGUCGAUCUUCAUUUCCCACCUGUACUGUACGGUACAUAAGAAGACUCCGUCCACCUUCAGGUAGUCCAACAAUCGAAACACAAAUAUCAAAAUGAUUGUCGCGCCCCCCACAUACACAACCAGGGACUCCCCUCCUUCCUACGACGAAGUCGCCAGAAAACUGGAGGGCCUCGUCGGCGACCAUGUCACGCCCGACAGAGUCCUCGACGCGACGGACAAGCUAUCGGACGCCGAGAUCGACAUCCUGAUAAACGGCGCCGACGACCACUGGCCCCUGGAGACCGACCAGCAAAAGGCAGACUUUGCGGUGGGGUGCGGCCAAUGUCUAUCCUCCCCCGAGGGCCAGACUCGAUUCGCAAGCGCCGGCGACGAGGCCACGCAGGCGACCCGCGAUAUUGAGAACAUAUUUGCCGGCCUGCAUCUACGCAUUGCGCAGAUCGAUCGAAUCCAUCACUCCGCAUUCGAGCCCGAGAUCAUCAAACUCCAUCAUGCGUACCGAGAUGUCCUCGCCGGGAGCCGCGACUUUGCGGCCACGGUCAGCGUCCAGUCUAAGCGGUUCGACGAAAGCAUCCUCAAGAUUUGCGCAAAUGAGAGCAUCGCCAUCCAGACGCGUAGAAAUACUCUCGAGACGUACAUAGAGAGAACUACAGCGUUCCAAAGCGACGCCCAGAAAAUCACCGAUGGUUUCCGCACUGUGACGGACGACUUCGCCGCGUUUGUCGCCUCCUUCUCCACCUGGGCCAAGGACAAAGAAGGUGAUAUCACCGAGCAAAUCCGCCUUGUCGAGCAGGAGCUCGACGCUCUGCACAAGAAGCUGUAUCGGCUCGAGAGCUCCCUCCGCGCCUUCGAGAUCGUCUUCGGCGCGUCAAUUCCCGCCACCGGGACCUUUGUGAAGAUGUUCCCCGCCCUCGCGCCGUGGAUCGUGGUACGUAGUAAGCCAUCCCCAAGAUUCUCGAUCGCUGAUGUUUCAUCUCGAACAUUCAGCUCGGUGGCGUAAUUACCGCCCUCGCUUCUUUCGCCGCUAUCGCCGGUCUCGCGGCUGGCAUAUCCAAAACGAACUACCGGAUCCACCUCAAGACGCAGGAGAAGGAGA